This is a messenger RNA of Fusarium odoratissimum NRRL 54006, 624 nucleotides long. RefSeq lists its product as uncharacterized. The record is from RefSeq and is a predicted model, not a curated record. The transcript has a single exon. The coding region runs from base 1 to 624 and encodes 207 amino acids. NCBI's taxonomy places the organism in Eukaryota, Fungi, Ascomycota, Sordariomycetes, Hypocreales, Nectriaceae.
AUGUCCCCUGUCAUAGAUCGAUCGUGCGAGUUUAAUGCUGCCAAGAUUGAUCGAGUUGAACCACAGGGGAAUGGGUCUGAUCACCGCACUGCUAGAGCUUCUUUCAACUUCGGAGACGCCGACCCCGAGGCAGUAGAAUGUCUGGUGCAGUUUUUAUAUCUCUGGGAUUACGAAGUCGUAACUGCUAUCUCGAGCGAUGCCCCUGACGAGGACAUACUUCGAGAGGACGACGACUAUUCACCUGUUACAGAGAAAGAAACUACUCUCGAGGCCCGGCUGUUGAUUCUUCACGCCAAAGUCUUUACGCUUGCGCACAUGUACGACAUUCCUCGCCUCGGAGAGUUAUGUAUCAAGAAGUUCAAGGGAGUGGCUCAGCAGCAAUGGAAAUCCAGUUAUUUCUUGGACGCGGCCCGGGAGGCGUACACCGCUACUCCAACUGACAUCCUGGAAAUGCGGAAAGCUAUUGUGGAAAUAUUCUAUGAGAACCGCGCAUUAUUGGACGAGAGUCGAGUCCAGGCAUUUCUACUGGAGAUACCUCAACUGAUACUGGAUAUCGCAUUAUACAUGAACAAGCCUCCAACGCCAUUCUUCGGCGACGCGGGGGAUAGGUGGACUUUUAGAUAA